AUGACCUCGCUUCCUUUCGGAAGACCACACGCCACUAAUUAUCACAGAAGCACGAGAAUGUCACAUGACUGGAAUGUGUAGCUCGCUUUAGUCAGCUGUGCUACUGUGUGAUGAUGGCGGAUCCGGAAGGAGAGUCACUGGAGUCAUGGCUAAACAAAGCCACCAAUCCUUCCAACAGACAGGAGGAGUGGGAGUACAUUAUCGGGUUCUGCGACCAAAUCAAUAAGGAACUUGAGGGCCCACAGAUCUCGGUCAGAUUAUUAGCGCAUAAAAUCCAGUCACCACAAGACUGGGAAUCAUUACAAGCACUGACUGUUUUAGAAGCUUGCAUGAAGAACUGUGGAAGAAGAUUUCAUAAUGAAGUUGGAAAAUUCAGAUUUUUAAAUGAACUCAUCAAAAUAGUUUCACCAAAGUAUUUAGGAGAGAGAGUAUCUGAACGAGUGAAGACUAAAGUAAUAGAGUUGCUUUACAGCUGGUCAGUUGCUUUACCAGAUGAGGCAAAGAUUAUAGAGGCCUAUCAAAUGCUAAAGAAGCAAGGCAUUGUAGCAGAAGACCCAGUGGUUCCUAUGGACAAGACUCUCGUUCCCUCGCCAAAGCCCAAGAAUCCAGUGUUUGACAAUGAGGAAAAGAGUAAGCGUCUUGCAGAACUUCUUAAAAGUAAAAAGCCGGAGGAUCUUCAAGAAGCCAACCGCAUUAUUAAGAACAUGGUCAAAGAGGAUGAGGUUCUACAGCAGAAAGUUUCCCAUCGUGCCAGCACCCUUGAGGAGGUGAACAACAGUGUGAAGCUCCUCAAUGAGAUGCUAAGUCAUUUCAAAAGAGAUGAGUCAACACAAGAAGACAAAGAACUUCUAAAGGAUCUGUAUAAUGACUGUGACAAACUUAGAACUGCUGUCUUCAGACUUGCCACUGAGACAGAUGAUGAUGACAGUGCCUUAGGUGAUAUUUUGCAUGCUAGUGAUGAUCUCUCACGUGUCAUCAACUCCUAUAAAAAGAUUGUUGAAGGACAGACCAUUAUGACUGACAUACCAGGAUCAACAGCUUCAGAACGCACCACUGACAGAACCUCUUCUGAAAUUUUGAUUGAUCUGGCUGAUUUGGACUCUGGGACCCCUUCACCCCUUAAACAUGUUUUGACUUCACCUCAGCACUCUGAUUCUCUACCAGCUGACCUCCUCACACUUACUCCUUUAGUUGGAGCUCAGCCUUCCUCUUCCAACACAUCCUCUGGUUCAUCAAGUUUCCAAACCAGUCCCCCACCAAGUCAGCUUCCCAGCAGUGUCUCUCUUCUAGAUGACGAACUUGGUUCAUCAGGCCUUACUAAUCUGGACUCAAACUCAAGCAAGUCAGCAGAAAAGAAUACAAAAGAAGCCCAAAGCAAUCAGUGGAUUUCUUCACAAACUUCCAAACCAGUGAUUGACCUACUCUGCAGCUCUGCUCCCUUAAAUCCUCUCAUCUCAACAGCGCCACCUGCCUCUGAAGCUACCUCAGUCUUUGAAAACUCCCUCCAGCAGAGCUGCAAAGAUUUUGCCAUGCUGGACCUGGACAAGACUGAUUGCAGCCAGUCCAGUUAUUCAAGCUCGGGUAGCAGAGAACUUAGAGCUGGAGAAGAGAACAUCCAUCCUGCAUUAACCACAUUCAGUUUGCCCGCUGGAAUAACACCAGUGCCUUCUGCUUUAACCUCUGCCAAACCUCAGAGCUUUGCGCCGGACAGCCCUCUCUUCAGAUCCCUCUCUCCUACAUUACCCACCAGUCAGUCACCCUCAGGCUCGGAUAUCUCCCUGACCAGUGUCUUUGUCCCACUGGAGGCCAUUAAACCAAGUAAGGAGUGUCCAGUGACAGCCUAUGAUAAGGAUGGUGUUCGUGUGUUGUUGCACUUUGCUACUGACCACCCGCCUGGUCGUCCUGAUGUUCUGGUGGUUGUGGUGUCCAUGCUGAACACAGCGCCACUGUUGGUGAGGAACGUAGUGCUUCAGGUUGCUGUGCCAAAGUCUAUGAAAGUGAAGCUGCAGCCCCCUUCUGGAACAGAAAUGGCCCCCUUUAACCCGUUCAUGCCCCCCAAUUCCAUUACUCAGAUCAUGCUGCUGGCUAACCCACUGAAGGAGAAAGUGAGAAUGAGGUACAAGCUGACAUUCAUCCUUGGAGAUCGACAGGUCACAGAGUCUGGAGAGAUAGACAAGUUCCCUCCAGUGGAACUAUGGGGUCAUUUGUAGCUGUGUAAGCAUUAAUACUCAUGAAGACAAAUGAAAAACUCAUUGUGUAAAUGCAUGGAUGAGCCAUCAGCAGUGUUGCAGAGAGAUUUAAUGUCCAGGAUGUUACCUUUGACACACUGGGUGUUAAACUUGUGAAUCCCAAUCUCUGAGUAAUCCCACAAAUGUCUUAAUGUAUUGGUCUUGGUCAUUAGGUACUGUUGUCAUUAGUAUAAAUAUGUUGUCUAUGAGCAUUUGAGUCAUAAUGGGUCAUUUUAUUGUUAGCCACAACUAAACUAUUCAACUCAUACCUCACCCUGAAAGCAGUGGAGGGUAAUGUGAUAACACUGGACAUGUUACAUCUUUUCUUUUAUCUAUUUUCCUUGAUGUGAUGCAUUAGUUGUGUUUUUGUGCUUUGUAAUUUUUGUUGAUGUUCUUCUUGAGUUUUACAUAUUUAUUUCAUUACUAUUCAGAUUUGUGGUGUUUGACAUGGCUGGCCUCACUGGUUUAAAUCCAAAUUUAAUGAUUUUACAUCAGAUAACAGUCCCACAAAGAAGUGUGUGAAAGAUGGUGCAAAGCAUACUUUGACUUCUGUGUUUUUGGAUGAAUGCAAAGUAUCGGUUUCACUUCAUUUCCUUUUUUUACAGAGCUUGAAGGAAUCACUUAUAGUGUUUUUUCUGAUGUAUAUAAUUGGAUAGGAAGUUGUUUUGAUGUUUUGGAAACUAUACAUUUUGGGGUUAUUAAAGAUGCCAUUAUUUAUAUUAUCAACUUUGACUGUUAAAACUGUUAAAAGUGUGUUAUUAUGGAAGGAAUGAAAGACUUUUUUUGUUUUGUUUUGUUUUACAGCAGUUGCCUCAGUAUUUUUAUUUUUUUUGCAUUACUGGAUGUGUGCAGCAGUGUAUUUUAGUGUGUGUGUGAAAGACAGAGAGAGAGAGAAAGAGAUAGGGAAAAUCAUAUUAAUAAAAUUGACUUUCUAAAUUAUUUCAAAGAGCUUCAUGAAUCUUCCAAUGAUGCUGUUGUUUUUAGAUUUUAAGUAAAAAAAAAUUGCAAUUCAACGCAAUGUAUACGGUUUUAAAGACAAAUAAAUAUAUUGUUUUGAACAAUUGUCUGAAUUUUA
Messenger RNA from Onychostoma macrolepis, 3303 nucleotides. It is a transcript of the gene gga3a, whose product is annotated as golgi associated, gamma adaptin ear containing, ARF binding protein 3a. Bases 111 to 2210 code for a protein of 699 amino acids. Gene Ontology annotation, molecular function: small GTPase binding; ubiquitin binding; phosphatidylinositol binding. Gene Ontology annotation, biological process: intracellular protein transport; vesicle-mediated transport. The record is from RefSeq and is a predicted model, not a curated record. Gene Ontology annotation, cellular component: trans-Golgi network. The transcript is spliced from 17 exons. NCBI's taxonomy places the organism in Eukaryota, Metazoa, Chordata, Actinopteri, Cypriniformes, Cyprinidae.